GGGGACGUCUGCAGAGCUGAACCUACCCAUGCUCCUCUGUAUGGAGAAUCGCAUGCUCGUCUGUUUGACUGCGCCCGGGCUGUGAGGCUUUUAUUGACACAAUCAACAAGCACACGAGUCCCAGUUACUGAUUACAAGUGAUUUUAUAAUUUUUUUGGUCUGAUAAGAGUUGGGCUUUAAGCACAAAGUCCUACGGGGUUCAGCGAGCUUUCAGCUGGGAUCUUCAUAGUGCCGAACCUCUGUGGCAUAAAGGACUUUUUUUUUGCAUUUUCUGGCGCACAGCAGCAUCAUGAGUGUGGAGCCCCAAAAGCCCCGUCAGGCAUGCUGCUCCAAGCUCAAGCUCUUUUUAGUUUCUUUGGCUUUUGCAUAUUUUGCCAAGGCCUUUGGGGGAUCCUAUAUGAAGAGCUCUAUAACCCAAAUUGAGAGACGCUUCGACAUCCCCAGCUCCCUGACUGGGGUCAUAGAUGGGGGCUUUGAAAUGGGCAACUUGUUGGUCAUUGCCUUUGUGAGCUAUUUUGGCGCUAAACUCCACCGACCCAGGCUGAUUGGGAUUGGCUGUUUAUUAAUGGCCACCGGAUCUUUCCUCACGGCACUUCCCCAUUUCUUUCAGGGACGGUACAAAUAUGAAACCAGCAUGUCUCACAACAGCCAGGUCAACAGUACAGCAAACACCCUACCUUGUCUGUCCAACCAAAGCUUGGCAGAGCAAGACAAAGCACCAGAUUUAGAACAAAUGAGAGAUUGUGAGAAGGCGGCAGGCUCGUCCAUGUGGAUCUAUGUGUUCCUGGGAAACAUGUUGCGAGGAAUUGGAGAGACUCCGGUCAUGCCGCUGGGCAUUUCUUAUAUGGAUGACUUCUCCAAAGAGGAGAACACUCCUUUCUAUUUGGCCUGUAUCCAUACAGUGGGAAUCUUGGGUCCAAUGGUGGGAUUCAUGAUGGGAUCCUUCUUAGCCAAAAUCUAUGUGGACAUUGGAUUUACUGACUUAGAAACCAUCACCAUCACGCAUCGGGACUCUCGCUGGGUGGGCGCCUGGUGGCUCGGCUUCAUCGUGUCUGGCACGGUGAUGCUGUUGGCCAGCAUCCCGUUCUUUUUCCUGUCCAAAACUUUGCCUAAAGAAGGCGAAGAGGAGAACAAAAGCACCGAGCUGACAGCCCUGGCCGAGCAGGAGAACUUCCUGCCUGAGGAGGCCAUAGGCGCGGAGGAGAAGGAGAAGCCGGUGACAUUUAAGGAAAUGGUCAAAGACUUUGUUCCGUCCUUGAGGCGACUCUUCAAGAACAGCAUCUUCUCGUUGAUGAUCCUCACUAACCUUGUGGCAGUCAACGGUUUCAUCGGGAUGAUCACCUUCAAGCCGAAGUUCAUGGAACAGACCUAUGGCCAAUCAGCAUCCAGGGCCAUUUUCCUCAUAGGUAUGAAGCAAAGCCCCCAUUUACUACCCUAUUGCCCCUGAGUUUGCUGUGAGCCUCAGAAACAAUCAUAUUAUUACAGGGAAGUCUGAUUGUGUGCGAUAACAG
Molecule: messenger RNA, 1511 nt
Organism: Oryzias latipes (Japanese medaka)
Lineage: Eukaryota; Metazoa; Chordata; Actinopteri; Beloniformes; Adrianichthyidae
Source: RefSeq, a predicted model, not a curated record